Messenger RNA from Condylura cristata (star-nosed mole), 741 nucleotides. It is a transcript of the gene MS4A15, whose product is annotated as membrane-spanning 4-domains, subfamily A, member 15. The transcript is spliced from 6 exons. The record is from RefSeq and is a predicted model, not a curated record. Gene Ontology annotation, biological process: cell surface receptor signaling pathway. Bases 1 to 741 code for a protein of 246 amino acids. NCBI's taxonomy places the organism in Eukaryota, Metazoa, Chordata, Mammalia, Eulipotyphla, Talpidae. Gene Ontology annotation, cellular component: plasma membrane.
AUGUCCGCAGCCCCUACCAGCAAUGGGGUGUUCGUCGUCAUCCCGCCCGUCAUCCCGCCCAGCAACGCCGGCGGCCUCCGCGCCGCGCCAGCCAUCCUGCCCACCCCCAUGUGCCAGCCUUCCGGGAUUAUGCAGUUCGAGGAGCCACCGCUGGGGGCGCCGACGUCAAGGGUCACCCAGCCGCCAGACCUGCGGCCCAUGGAGACGUUCCUGACCGGAGAACCCAAAGCUUUAGGGACGGUCCAGAUCCUCAUCGGCCUCAUCCACCUGGGCUUCGGCAGCGUGCUGCUCACGGUCCGCCGCGGCCACGUGGGCAUGCUCUUCAUCGAAGGCGGAGUGCCCUUCUGGGGAGGCGCCUGCUUCAUCAUCUCUGGGUCCCUGUCGGUGGCAGCCGAGAGGAACCACUCCAGCUGCCUGGUGAGGAGCAGCCUGGGGACCAACAUUCUCAGCGCCAUGGCAGCCUUUGCUGGCACGGCCAUUCUGCUCAUGGAUUUCGGCGUCACUAACUGGGAUGUAGGCCGGGGCUAUCUGGCGGUGCUUACCAUCUUCACCAUCCUGGAGUUCUUCAUCGCAGUCAUCGCCACCCACUUUGGGUGCCAGGCCACCCGUGCCCAAGCCAACACGCCUGUGAUUUUCCUGCCAAGCGCCUUCAGCACAGACUUCGGCAUCCCCAGUCCAGCAGCCUCUCCUCCCCCUGCCUAUGACAAUGUGGCAUAUAUCCCCAAGGAGUCGUCCGAGUAG